GCCGAGCAGAAUCGCCGUCGCUGUUGUACAGCCAGAAUCGCUCGUAGAUGGCUUACAGAGGAGGGCGAGGAAGAGGAAGAGGCGGGUUUGGUGGGUUUGGCAUUGAGUACGCAAAGGCAGAACCUUUUGUUAUUUUCCCUGACAUUACGUUACCUGACCGUAAAUCAAUCUCAGACGAUGCCCAAUUACUUAAGAACUUCACUUCUUUUGAGAGGUUCUGGAAAACUUCGGCUUACCACUUAGGCGAUGGAGUUUCAAAGAAAGAGAGUGAGAGUUUAGACAUUGAGAGGUUUUCAGACACGUUGAAGCCGACGAAGAAGAAGUCUAAUGAGAGGGGAUCUUUCUAUGACUUUCUUGUUCUUAGACCUGAUAACUUCCCUAAAGAACUUCUUGGAGAUACUCGAAGAGAACGGCCUGUGAAGAGAGCAAGAUGGACUCAAGCCGCAGAUCUUCACAAGUUGGAGGUCUUGGAGAAGCUUGAGGCAAAGGCUGAUGCCAAGGAAGAGAAUGAAGAAGGAGAAGGUGAUGAUGAAGUUGAGGAAUCUGAGGGAGAAGAUUCUGAAAAUGGAGAUUAUGAUCAGACUAAAGACUUUGAUGAUGACGACGACGAUUAUAACGAGCCGGAGGAUAACGAUAAUGAAGAAGUGUAUUAAAGCUUCUUCUUAUUUUUCCUCCCAAAAAAGGAUUCAAGUUUUGAGAACAGGAGAUGGUGAAAACUCAAUUAUGGCUUCAUACAAAUCACUUUCAAACCCUCGUAGAAUAAAUAUAGUUUGGCAUUUGUUGCUUUCAUUCUUUGUUUUUUCUUUUGUUGCUUUUUUGUUUGUUUCACGUCAAAUCAUAUAAGAACAGAAACUACACUAAAAUUAUGUGUCUUUUAGUUCAGAUUCUUCGGAAUUC
This is a messenger RNA of Eruca vesicaria subsp. sativa (arugula), 897 nucleotides long. The record is from the annotation of a GenBank genome assembly. NCBI's taxonomy places the organism in Eukaryota, Viridiplantae, Streptophyta, Magnoliopsida, Brassicales, Brassicaceae.